Rhodotorula graminis WP1 is the source of this 1937-nucleotide messenger RNA. RefSeq lists its product as uncharacterized. Lineage: Eukaryota; Fungi; Basidiomycota; Microbotryomycetes; Sporidiobolales; Sporidiobolaceae. Gene Ontology annotation, molecular function: sterol binding. Gene Ontology annotation, cellular component: intracellular membrane-bounded organelle; membrane; cytosol. The record is from RefSeq and is a predicted model, not a curated record. Gene Ontology annotation, biological process: exocytosis; piecemeal microautophagy of the nucleus; endocytosis. Bases 1 to 1788 code for a protein of 595 amino acids. The transcript is spliced from 6 exons.
AUGUCAUCAACCUCAUCGUCGCCGGCCACCAAGGGCUCGAGUCGGUGGUCCUGGAGGGGCUCUCGCGGCUCGACGCCCGCCGCAGUCACGCCCGACAACGUGUCUGAAGUCGGCGACCACCUCAGCCGCACCUCGCUCGACCCGGGCCGCGACGACGCCGACCAGGCGCCGGCACUGCCCACCGGCGACGACUUGGGCCUCGCCGACGAGCUCCAGGGCGACUUGGACACCGAACAGGGCAAGUUCAAGGCGCUCCUUGGGAUCCUGCGCAAGACCAUCUCGGUCAAGGAUCUGUCGAGCGUCCGCAUCUCGUUGCCGGCCAACAUCAUGGAGCCGAUCGGCACCCUCGAGCACUGGACGUACAUCGAUCGCCCCGACUUCUUUGCCUCGCUCGCCGCGCUCGACGACGACGCCGACGAGCUCGAGCGCCUCCUCGCCGUCCUGCGGUUCAAGUUUACCAUCUGGCUCAAGUACGCCAAGCACCCGAUCGCCAAGUCGUUCAACUCGGUCCUCGGCGAGCACUUUCGCGCCGUGUACGACACUGCGCCGCUCGAGCUCGACCCGCACGAGGGCCACCCGGUCCCGACGGCCCACCUCGACGACAACCCGCUCCCCGAGGUGCUCGCGUGCGCCGGCCGUCCGUCGUCGUCGAACAACGUGACGGCCGCCGCCGCGCUCAAGUCGACGCCGUCCGUCACGAGCAUCUCGCGGCGCCCCAAGCCGAGCAGCAGCACCCUGCCUUCCUCGGCGUCGUCCAUCGCGUCCGCCUCGUCUUCGGUCGCGCCUUCGUCGUCCGCCGCCAGCUCUCGCCCACAGCGCACCGCGCGAGUCGUCAUCCUUAACGAGCAGACAUCGCACCACCCGCCCAUCUCGCACUUCCUGUGCGAGGCCCGUCUCGCCUCUUCUUCUUCUUCCGGCGGCGGCGCGAGCGGCGAGCCCACCGAGCGCGUCGUCCGGCUCCGCGGCGUCGACCAGCUGUCGGCCAAGUUCACGGGCGCCAACGUGCGCAUCGUGCCCGGGCAGCACAACAAGGGCCUCUUCCUCGAGCUCGCCGACGGCGAGGAGUUCCACAUGACGCACCCGGUCGCGGCCGUCGCGGGCCUCAUCCGCGCGAGCCCGUACGCCACCAUCUCGGACGUCGUCACCGUGACGUCGGUGCGCGAGGGCAGGGGCAAGGCGGGGCAGGACGGGUCCAGGAAGCGCCUGAGGGCCAUCGUCGAGUACCGCGAGGAGAGCUGGAUCUCGCGCCCUCGAUUCGCCGUCGAGGGCGUCGUGUAUGAGUCGGUCGCGGGCGAGGUCGACGGCGGCGGCGACAAACAGCAGCAGCAGCAGCAGCAGCGCUUCUCGCGCAUCAAGCAGGUCCCCAAGGAGCGCGUCGUCGGCACGCUCGAGGGCAACUGGCGCGGCGAGAUCCGGUGGAAAAAGGCGGGCGAGACGACCUCGACGACGCUGGUCGACCUCGUGCCGCUCGCCGUCGCGCCAAAGACGGUCGCGCCGCUGUCGGAGCAGGACGAGCUCGAGACGCGGCGCGUGUGGGCGCCCGUCAUCGACGCGCUGCACAACAAGGACUUCGCGACGGCGAGCCGCGAGAAGCAGCGCAUCGAGCAGGCGCAGCGCGACAAGGCCGACGAGAGGAAGAAGAAGGGCGAGAGCUACGUCCCGCGCUUCUUCGAGCCCGAGCCCGAGGACGUCUCGACGUGGGACGGUCGGCCCGUCCUGAGCGCCGCAGGGCGUGCGGUACUCGAGCACGACUUCCGGGCCGACUAUGGCGGCGAGUCGGCGGCGUGACUGGGUCGGAAGGAAGGAAAGGCGGUCAUGUACAUAGAACUCUCGUUGUCGUUGUCCCUCUCCCCAUCCCUCCCCCUCGCUCGCUGUUCCUCCUCCUCGAUCGAGCUACCAUUGCGCCUCGCGCCUGUUACAUAGAGCGUCUCUCUCUC